This is a messenger RNA of Thlaspi arvense, 543 nucleotides long. Lineage: Eukaryota; Viridiplantae; Streptophyta; Magnoliopsida; Brassicales; Brassicaceae. The record is from the annotation of a GenBank genome assembly.
AUGGGUUCUGAACAAAACGAUAGCACGAGCUUCACGCAAUCAACAGAGCCAAAGCUAUGUGCAAACGGGUGUGGGUUUUUCGGGUCACCAUCAAACAUGGACCUUUGUUCGAAAUGUUACAGGGACAUAUGUGCAGAGGAAGCUCAAACAGCUGUUGCGAAAGCUGCGGUGGAGAAGUCUUUCAAGUCGUCUCCUCCUCGCACUCUCUUUAUCUCUGAACCGGCAGUGAAGUCGUCCGAACCGGAGAAGGAAAAAGCGGUUGUUGUUGUCGCCGAGGCAUCCUCCGCAGCAGCAGAAGAAGAAGCGGUUCCAGCUCCUGAAGAGAGCGAGCCAUCAAGACCACCUGCACGACCGAACCGGUGUCUGUGUUGUAACAAGAAGGUUGGUGUAAUGGGGUUUAAGUGCAAAUGUGGGAGCACUUUCUGUGGGGAACAUCGGUACCCUGAGAGUCAUGAUUGCAGCUUUGAUUUCAAAGAAGCUGGUCGUGGAGCGAUUGCGAAAGCUAAUCCUGUGAUCAAGGCAGAUAAACUUCAGAGGUUCUGA